GAGUGACAGGCGGGGCGGGCGCAGCCUCCGCUUCCGCCUGGCCAUGGGGCCGCGUGAGCUGCCGCCGCCGCUCCUGCUGCUACUGCUGUUGCUGCCAGCGCUGCUGUGCGGAGGCCAGGAGACCACGUCUUCGCGCCCCGCGCAGACCACGCUCUCGUCGCCGCCCGCCGCGAGGAACGGGAGCCAGCCGGGCGCGCCGCACAACGGCACGCACCCGCAGCCGCCGGCCGCCUCGGGCUCGCCGCUGUUGCGCUCCUUGUACGUGCUCACGGGCCUCUGCGGCCUGGCCGCGCUCUACUUCCUCAUCCGGGCGUUCAGGUUGAAGAAGCGGCAGCGGAGGAGGUACGGCCUCCUGGCCAACAGCGAGGACCCCACGGAGAUGGCCUCGCUGGACAGCGACGAGGAGACAGUCUUUGAGACCAGGAAUCUGAGAUGGUGGCGUUUUCAGCCGUCCUGGGGGAAGAACAGACACAGGGCCUGUGCCCGGUGCCUGGCGCACCCCGUGAUUCUCCUGCCGGCUUUGCUGCACCCUGAGAGCUCGUGUGGGGCCUGCCCAGCCUGCCCGAAGCCGCUUCAGUCCCCAGUUGGACGGGACACCCAGGAUGCCAGGCAGAAGCCAGAGAGGCCCUGGCAGGCCUCCCAGGACUGA
This is a messenger RNA of Ceratotherium simum simum (southern white rhinoceros), 649 nucleotides long. Lineage: Eukaryota; Metazoa; Chordata; Mammalia; Perissodactyla; Rhinocerotidae. The record is from RefSeq and is a predicted model, not a curated record.